AUCAAACUGAAAUGUAACAUUUUGAUUUGUCAAGGCAGAGAAAGCUAUGGAUGUUGAGCAUAAGAAGCCGUUGAUCGAAUCAUCGGAUCGUAACCUUCCUGAUUUCAAAAAAUCAGUGAAGCUUAAGUAUGUGAAGCUUGGUUAUCAUUACCUUAUCACACAUGGAAUGUACCUCUUCCUCUCCCCAUUGGUGCUUGUAAUCGCUGCGCAGAUUUCGACAUUCUCUAUCAGCGAUAUUCGCAACCUCUGGGAGCAUCUUCAGUACAAUCUUAUCUCAGUGAUUGUUUGUUCUAUGCUUCUUGUGUUUUUAAUGACUAUUUACUUCAUGACUCGGCCGCGUCCUGUGUACUUGGUGGACUUCUCGUGCUUUAAACCCGAUGAGUCCCGUAAAUGCACUAAAAAGAUCUUUAUGGAUCGUUCUAAACUCACUGGUUCUUUCACAGAGGAGAAUCUUGAGUUCCAGCGCAAGAUUCUACAACGUUCGGGGCUCGGGGAAUCUACUUAUUUACCUGAGGCUGUUCUCAAUGUUCCUCCAAACCCGUGUAUGAAAGAAGCUCGAAAAGAGGCGGAGACUGUGAUGUUUGGAGCUAUUGAUGAACUUCUUGCCAAGACGAAUGUGAACCCGAAGGAUAUUGGGAUCUUGAUUGUUAACUGUAGUUUGUUUAACCCGACACCUUCGUUAUCUGCUAUGGUUGUUAAUCACUAUAAGCUCCGCGGGAACAUACUUAGCUACAACUUGGGAGGAAUGGGUUGCAGUGCUGGUUUGAUCUCAAUUGAUCUUGCUAAACAUCUUCUUCACUCCAUUCCCAACACUUAUGCAAUGGUGAUUAGCAUGGAGAAUAUUACAUUGAACUGGUAUUUCGGGAAUGACCGGUCAAAGCUUGUUUCCAAUUGUCUUUUUAGAAUGGGAGGUGCAGCGAUUCUUCUCUCUAACAAACGAUGGGACAGAAGAAGAUCGAAAUACGUGCUUGUUGAUACGGUUAGAACCCACAAGGGAGCUGACGAUAAGUGCUUUGGUUGCAUUACUCAAGAAGAGGAUUCCGCAAGUAAGAUUGGUGUUACCCUGUCGAAAGAACUAAUGGCUGUUGCUGGUGAUGCUCUAAAGACAAACAUCACAACGUUAGGACCACUGGUUCUGCCGACAUCUGAACAGCUUCUAUUCUUUGCAACAUUAGUGGGACGAAAACUCUUCAAGAUGAAGAUCAAGCCAUACAUCCCAGACUUCAAACUAGCGUUUGAGCAUUUCUGCAUCCACGCGGGAGGAAGAGCUGUUCUUGACGAAUUGGAGAAGAACUUGAAACUCACAGAUUGGCACAUGGAACCCUCAAGAAUGACACUCUACCGUUUUGGUAACACAUCCAGUUCUUCUUUGUGGUAUGAAUUAGCAUAUAGUGAGGCAAAAGGAAGGAUCAAGAAAGGCGAUAGAAUUUGGCAGAUAGCUUUUGGUUCUGGUUUCAAGUGCAACAGCUCGGUUUGGCGAGCGGUAAGGUCGGUCAACCCUAAGAAAGAGAAGAACCCAUGGAUGGAUGAAAUUCAUGAGUUCCCAGUUGAUGUCCCCAAGGUCUCAACAAUCUAGAAACCAUCAGCAAUUUUUCACAAGAGGUUCUUGAGUUUUCAGCUUUUGAUAUUUUGUGUCUGUUCGGUUUUGUGUCUUCCUAAUGAAUUUUCCUUGUUCUU
This is a messenger RNA of Arabidopsis arenosa, 1677 nucleotides long. NCBI's taxonomy places the organism in Eukaryota, Viridiplantae, Streptophyta, Magnoliopsida, Brassicales, Brassicaceae. The record is from the annotation of a GenBank genome assembly.